Amphibalanus amphitrite is the source of this 1377-nucleotide messenger RNA. Its product is annotated as growth factor receptor-bound protein 14-like. The transcript is spliced from 3 exons. The record is from RefSeq and is a predicted model, not a curated record. Bases 98 to 415 code for a protein of 105 amino acids. Lineage: Eukaryota; Metazoa; Arthropoda; Thecostraca; Balanomorpha; Balanidae.
AACUGGCGGCGGGCGCGUCUGCGCGAGACAUUGAAGGAGCGAUACACAACACACAGCCGUGGUACCAUGGCAACCUGACCAGGGACGAGGCAUCGCAAUGCUGCACAAACACAACGGCCGAGACGGAGUGUUCCUGGUCAGAGAGAGCCGCAGCAACCCCGUGGCCUUCGUCCUCUCGUUCAUCUUCCGGAUGAAGCUGUACCACGCGCAAAUAAUGCCGGUAAAGGAUACCAGUCAGUCGCCAGUCACGUGCUAUUUCUCGCUGGACGGCGGCAAGACGCGCUUCUACGACCUCAUCCAGCUGGUGGAGUUUUACCAGCUGAACGCCGGAGUGCUGCCCACCCGUCUCAUCUACUUCAUCACGCACACCGCGCCGUCGUCAUCGGCGCUUCGUCACGUCGCGCAGAGCUUCUAACGGCCGCCGCGCCGCCGCCAGCGCCACCGGCGGCGGAAACGCGCGGCUGUAGUUCGUGGCAGCGGCGCUUGGCGGCGCUGCGAGCGCCAGUGCUCGUCCAUACGCGACUCUGCAAUAUUCGCGCGUGUAAGGCGUCGCUGACGCGUCUGGGUUGUUUGGUGUGAGUCAAAGUAGUGCAUAACAUAGAGCGGACCAAAGAGAAUGGGAGCGGCGGUGGGGCGCCUGGCGUCUCCUGUGUGCGAGUACUGAGAGUGUGUCUGCCGUGUCACUGUGCGUGUUCCCGGGACCUGAGCGCGUGCCGAGGACAGAGUCCGGCGGCGGCGUGCUCCAGUCACGGGGCGAACCCUGGGCCCCCGGGGCUACAGAGUGGGUAGCGCGGUGGAGUUUGCUCGCUGCUGCCAUCUACCGGCGUGGCGACCAGGCUCUGCUGUCGCGUCUAGUCACCAGGGCGAUCGGCGACGGUCGGCUUGGACCUCCGGUUUGGAUGCCCGUUCGAGUCCACAUGGACAGCGGGCGGAUACCUCAGUACCUGUCUGCACCUGUGUCUUGGAGGGGUCGUGUGUGGCCCUGCGGCGUCAGAGGAGGCCCCCGCGUGCUCACGGGGUGGGGGCUGUCGCGGUCCGCGCGGCGGGCGGGGCGGGGCAGCUACUGCUGGCCCUGUACACUGUUCUGUUGAGUUCCUGGUGCGGCUGGCGACGCUGCGUGAUCUCACGGCCGGCUCUGCCGCCGGUGACCCAGUAUUCAGUUGCUAGGGAGCGUGUGCUGCUCGCGCCUGUUGUCCGGUCGUGUCCGGUGAUAUGUCGAGUUUCUGUGCACCUCUCGAUCAAUUCUCAGAGCUGGCCGCUGCGACUGGGCCGGGGACGUGUGUGCUACUUGACCUUUCGUAUUACUGUUUCCUUAUUUAAUAAUUUCGUCCACGCGUAUGUCCAGUACCCGAGAAAUACAAUAUAUGUAAAUAUGUU